AUGACCCCCAACGGCCCUGUAUCAUCGCCGGGACCGCCCAGGCAACAUGAUCGAGGCGUUGCCGUCGGCCUCAACGAAGCCGCGCUUGACUCGCCUACAUUCCGCGCAACGGCUGGUCAUUUUGCAGAUCAGACAGAAGCUCUCGAGAGAUGGCUGAAUGGCUACGUGAACUCGACUUUUAAACUCGCCAACGAAAUUUUGGGACUGGAGGAUACCAUCAAUGCCUACUUAACCAAGACUAUGCCAUCCGGUGCCGAUGGUAUCAUCGAGAAUGAUUACACCCUCCUCGCCUUGAAAAGAGCUGGUGACGGCCAACGCGAAUGUUGGAUGCAGAUCUUGACUAGCAUAAAGAAGAUGGACAUGGGUGUCAUCGACCCCAUAAGGAGCUUCCUGAAUGGUGAGAUGCGCACCUUCAAAGAGAACCGGAGGGUGUUGGAACAAACCCAACGAGCAUACGAUACGACUCUCUCACGAUAUGUCGGACAAUCCAAAACGAAGGAACCGUCUGCUCUUCGCGAAGACGCUUUUUCUGUUUACGAGAACCGCAAAGCUUACCUACAAGCAUCGUUGGAGUACUGCCAGUUCGCGCCACAACUAAGGCUUGCUGCAGACAAGUUGCUUGUCAAAGUCUGUAACGAGAUUUGGAAAGACCUUCAACGUUCGAGAGACGCCAUGACGAAUGCGACGCGAUGGACCCGAGAAAUGGACCACAUUCUGGGAUGGGCCAAGGUAAUGGAAUCUUCCGAGGGUGUCUUCAGGAUGGAACUUCAGGCUGCCCGAAGAGAGCUGGGUGAGGCCACACAAGAAGUUUUCAAACCAUCCCGUGAGCUUGAAGAUUAUAGUGCUUCUACAGUGCCCUUUUUAGGCUCGCGGGGGCCCCUCAGUUUGCGUUCCAACGAAAAAUCUGCUACGAUUUCGGGAAAGCAAGGGUGGCUGUUUCUGAAAAUAUUAUAUGGAAAACCCGUCAGGUAUACCUGGGUACGGAGAUGGUACUACUGUCGCGAUGGUGUGCUUGGCUGGCUUGUCCCCGGACCUCAAGGGGUGCUUCAGGGUGAUGAGAUCGGGGUGUUGCUUUGCAGCGCCAAGCCGGCCGUUGGUGAGGACCGCCGGUUUUGCUUUGAGGUUAAGACGAAGAACCAGACCAUGGUACUGCAGGCAGAGAACCAGAGGGAGCUCAUUGAGUGGUUGGAGGUAUUCGAGGUGACGAAAAAGAAGGCCUUUGAAGCGAGCAUAGGCAACAGCAGCAGAGUUGCCACCGCCGGUCCUGACCCAGCCUUCUCAAUACAGCGACCAAGCGCACCGGAAUUUGCAGCUGUAAAUACUGAUAGCCCUGGGGUCGCAGCCGCAGUCAGCGGAGACGACGUCGGGGUGGCAGGCUUCGACCGAAGUGUCACGCUCUCUGUGCCCGCACAAGACAUUGUGAGGCACAGCGCGGAUGUCAACAAUAUGGUUGCAGGUCGACGCUCCUUCAGUACCCUUGGAAGGGAUUUGGCCAGAGAAGAAGACGAGAGCAGGAGAGAGCACGCGGCAAGAAUUGUCCAGAAGCUAGACCUUCACAGAAAACCGACAUUUGGAGCUGGUGUCGUUGAAGCCGGCCCGAUAAGCCCUGGUUUGCCGAGCAGUGGCAUAGCCAGCCUCAUAUCAGCCAGCCAUCAUCUGCUUCCCGCUCACCCAGCAGCCCAAGUGCCUGUCAACAAAACUGGUAAACAAUCAACGGGUUUGCUGUCACCGUUGGACUCUUCGGCUGGCUCUUUAGCUCCUUUGACGCUGGCACGGCCUCCAGUGACGACCAACUUGAGCCGCGCGGCCGUCUUUCUAAUGGGGGAGAAACGUCAGGUGGCCAACAGCAGAACACUCCCGACCUCGAUUGUCGCGAAUUACUGGGGUAGCAAUAUCUGGGCCACAAUCAACACCCCUGAACAGCCGAUACUGCCAAAGAGGGACGGUGACGACGCGAUGGGGGUUGCUCAACAGCCGAAUUCACUUAAAAAUCUCCCUGGCGCAGAGGGUGAAGGUCGGAUUGGUCAGCCAUUUCCCCUCAAUUAUCCAGCAGAAUUGAAGGCCCAAACCGCUCAGUUUCGUCUCCUCUUCCCAACCGCUCCACCUGGAGAGGAGCUUGUUCUCGUCUUCCGCGCUGCAUGGUCGAGUUCCGAAGCCCGAGACUCUCGGAGCGAAGUCCUAGCCGGAGAUGGGAGAAUAUACGUUACUUCAGACAACAUGUACUUCUAUGGCCAUCAAAUGGGACUGGUAACUGCUUAUGGGAUAAGCUUGGAUAUCAUUACUGAAGUGACCACUGCGGCAGGCAAGGACUGUGAUUUUAUCUUCCUUCACCUUGGUCAAGACACGAAUGAGACGGGCUAUACCCGCAUCACGGUCAAGAUAUUCCUGGACAACGUACACCUUCUUCACACGCGUCUCAACCUUUUAAUGGACAACCUGCAGGCCGAAGAACCUAUGGACACGCAGGACAUCAUUUCGGCGCUGAUGAAUGUGGAUAGGGAUGAAUACGAGCGACCCAGCGCUGGCGCUGAGAGCUGGGAGGAGGUGUCGGCGCACACGCCGAUGGACGAUGGCACCGUGUCAGGAAGACCAGUGACACGCAAUCAGCAUGGGGUCGGCCUGCAUCACCAGCCAGCCAGGACGCCUCGGCGGCUACCGGGAAAGCUGCAUCUUCCCUCUCAUCCCGUCAUGUACGAGCCCGAGGGCAUGACGCAAAAGGCAGCCGAGCGGCAUUUCGAGAUUAGUGCCAAGGCUUGUUUCCAUGUUCUGUUUGGCGAUAAGAGCUUCGUUUUCGCCAAGCUCUACUUUGAGCAUCGGGCGCAGCAGAUUGUUCAAGGACCCUGGGUGCUGGUCGACCAGGGUCGAAUGCGUCGUGACUUUGAUUUCAAGGUGGAUUAUAUGGACAUGCUGGGUCGCAAGAAGUCUGCUGACGUCAGCGACUGUCAGACCAUUGAUGUGUUCAGCGAUCAUGUCACAUACGUAGUGACGCAUAUACGAACCGCGUGGCAUCUGCCUCACUCGCAGAGCUUCAGGCUGGUAACCAAGAUUGUCAUCACGCAUGUGGCCAAAUCCAAGUGCAAGCUGGCGGCCUAUGUCAAGAUUGAUUGGUCUAAGACGCCAACGCUAUCGAAGAAUCUGGUUGAGCGGCAAGCUCUACACGAUGCCGUGGCAGGCGCAGAAGAGAUGGCAGAACUGGCAACGGAUCAGGUUCGCAAACUAGGUACUCGCAGCCGUACAAACGCAGCCAUUUACGUGUACGGCCAUGUUGGGGAGCAGACACAAGCCGUCGUCUUUUCGCCAGCAUCUGCGGAAUCGAGCAAGAAGCAAGCAAUUAAGCCGCGCACACUGACAGCCUUGUUUUUCGAAACGGCAAGAUCGUUUGGCGAAAGCGCCGUCUCGUCUCUCAUAAUGUGGGCGUUUGCUGGACUUGGGAAGAUCUUUGGAAUCUUUACUGCAAACCGGGUCAUCGUCUUGGCGUUGGGCGCCAGUGCGCUGCUGAACGCGCUGCUGACGUCGUCGGAGUCGUCGACGUGGUGGAAAGAGCGCAGUGCGGCCGGAUUCAUGCGGCGGAUUGGCGUGACGCCGAACCCAACCAUGAGCAAAGCCAUCUACUUUGCAGACCUGGACGAGGCUACUGGCGGCGACGGGCACGCGUUGGAUUUCCCGAAAAACAGCACAUGCCUCAGGACGUACAAGAGCCUCUUGAGCACGACGGAGAUUGACAUGCCAUGGGAGGAAGCUGGGGUAACGCUCUCGUCUCCCUGGGGUCGGGCCACUGCACGUAGACUUCGACGUACGCGUCAACGACUGGGAUCAUACCGGCAUGACUUGAUGGUGGCCAUGCGCGUGGUCAACAGCGUCGAGAGGGAAAUGGUCCAGAUGGAAUGGGAGAAUUGGUUGGUCAACGAAAAGUCGUUUUGCGACGAGCUUGAGCAGGUGCUGCGCGGCGGCGGCGGCGGCGGCGGCGGCGGCGACGACGACGAUGACAUACCCGUCAAGGAUGGAUGGCUCGGCGCAAAGACCGUCGGCUCGUUACCCGAGGACAAGAAAAAGAUGUUGGAGCAGUGGCGUGGUGACCACUGCGGAAGCUGUAGGCGAGACUACAAUGCGGUCAUGGGGGGAGGAUUGGUUCGGGGGAGAUGA
This is a messenger RNA of Ustilaginoidea virens, 4143 nucleotides long. RefSeq lists its product as uncharacterized. The transcript has a single exon. Lineage: Eukaryota; Fungi; Ascomycota; Sordariomycetes; Hypocreales; Clavicipitaceae. The record is from RefSeq and is a predicted model, not a curated record. Gene Ontology annotation, cellular component: endoplasmic reticulum; plasma membrane; cytoplasm. Gene Ontology annotation, molecular function: protein binding. The coding region runs from base 1 to 4143 and encodes 1380 amino acids.